Molecule: messenger RNA, 2530 nt
Organism: Alternaria rosae
Lineage: Eukaryota; Fungi; Ascomycota; Dothideomycetes; Pleosporales; Pleosporaceae
Exons: 4
Coding region: 126-2126 (666 amino acids)
Biological process (GO): regulation of DNA-templated transcription; DNA-templated transcription
Molecular function (GO): DNA-binding transcription factor activity, RNA polymerase II-specific; DNA binding; zinc ion binding
Source: RefSeq, a predicted model, not a curated record
UCAACAGUACUAGCAGCCCGCACCCGUUGCAACCUCAACGUCUCUACCUACGCACAGUCGCAAAGCCCGCGCCGACCUGGAUACCGUGGAUUCUUAAUCGCCUGCGCGUAGACGGUUCUGUUGCGAUGCCUCCCUCUGCCAUGGCGAUGCCUGGGCAACACAUGAACGGCGCUCCUUCGAACAUCUCGGCUGGCGUAGAUCCCACUUACUGGGGCGGCCACCAGAACUUCUCACCGGACUCCACAUCGCCAUUGUCGCCCUCGUUAGGGCUCCAUCUGUCGCCGACACAGAGUAUCACCACCCAGAGCAGCAUCAAUGGAAGCACGCCUCCGGCGCAAACGCCCCAGUCGGACAGCGGCGGCAGCAAAGGAAGCGGCCAGAAGACCAGCCAGAAGCAGUCAAAUAACGACCAAACCAGAGCCUCGGUCGCUGUCGCGUGCGUCCCAUGCCGCAGUAGACAUUUGAAAUGCGACGGUGGUGUGCGAUGUUCCCGAUGUAGGACCGACGACGUGGAAUGCACCUACAUCAAGUCGCGAAGAGGCUGGAAGGGCAAGCGGAAAACCAAGGAAGAGACCGGCGCGUCCACGACCCCAAAUGGUUUAUCUGCACCUGAAGUCCAAGCCAACAAUGGCCACAUCUCGUCGCCUGAGUACUCGUACAACGGCGAUGCUGGUAUGAACCAGCUCAGCCCAACUCACGGUCUUGGCGUCCGACCUGUAGCCCCACCAGUUGCUCAACUCAACCUAAAUGGAUCCGCGCGUCUGAACCGGUUUGGUCACUUGGGACCCGAGACGGCCGUUCAGGCCUUCUACCACUUUUUCUACAAUUCACAUCCCUUCUGUCUCCCGGAGCCGAGGUUGCUAGAACUCUUCAAGGAACGACAUGCCCCACUCUUGGAAUAUGCCGUGCAAUUCAUCGGAUCCAGCUACAUACCGUCGGUACCUACGGCCAUGUACAAGGAAGCGUUAGAUCGCCAGAUAGACAGCAACAACUACGCAAGAGAUGCGUGGUCGGUCCAAGCCCUUCUCCUCUUCGCCAUCGGCCUUCAUGCCCACAACGAGGUUCCACGCGCCGCCCAAAUCUUCACCAUAGCCCAAAACCUGACACUGGAAAUCGGCCUCAACCGUAUGGAAUUUGCGCUGAUGCACGGAGAAAACGACCCCCAGCUGGAAGAAAGCUGGCGGAGAACGUGGUGGUCCAUGUUUACGGCCAACGGCAUGAUGACAGCAGUCAACCCCGGUGUGCAAUUCCGACUGAAAGACGUCGUAACCGACGUCCCACUGCCAUGUGAGAACGUCGAGUACUUUUCAGGCCAAAUACCAUAUCCCUCGACCCUCUCCGACUACGACGACUCUGCCUUCCUCCCCCACUUCGCAACCUUCUCCUCCUUCACCUACCUCAUCGACGCAAUCCGCAUCCUAGGAAAAGUCUUCGAAUGCGCGCGUCUAGACUCCACCUUCGAAUACCACGCCGUCGACGUCGUAGACCAAUAUCUAUGUAACUGGCGCCUGCAUCUCCCCGCCUCCAAAACCGACAUCGUAUCCAACGACGGGCACGUCGACGAAGUGCUGUUCCAGGCACACAUGGUAAACGCCGGUAGCACGAUUAUGCUGCACCGACCCCGCAGCAACCUUGGCUUCGGAAGGGUGGAAGGCGUGAACAUAUGUGUGCAGCCCGGACAGGUUUUGUUACCGACACAAACCCGCGAAAUCCACACCGCGAAAUGUCUCACCUCCGCUGAAAACAUCUCCUCCCUCAUCCGGCUGCCAGGCCCCCUCCUCUACCACACCCCCUUCUUCACCUGCGUCGUCGUCAUGGCGUCCGUCGUACACCUAUCAUACUGGUCCUUCCUCGUCCCUGACGGCCAAGACGACAUCAUCAAGCAGUCUAUCCGCCUCGACGUGGGUACGCUGCAGCAAUAUAGCAAUACGUGGCCGAUUGCGAAUGUGGUCCUCGGACAGGUGCGGGGCGUGGCGCACACGCUGUUUAAUAGUAAGAAGGCGAUGUCAAUACAUCUGUGGAGUAAUUUGCAGCAGGACGAUGUUAUCAGGGGAGUUAUUGAAGAGGGGAGAGCUGUGCCGCAGCAGCAGUAUGCGCAGUUGAUUGCUCCCAUGCUAAAAUCGUAGACGGCGUCCCCGCCUUCUCGCUUUCGUUGUAUCUCGCUUCGUCCUGUUUAUUUGCGCGCUCAUCAUCUUUCACGUCUCAAUGUUCUCUGUCGCGCCUUCACAAACGAUCGUUUAUCAACUACAGCGAGCGAGCCUUUUACUUGUCAACAUCUCGGUCGUCUACGCGCUCUGGGCUCGCUAUUACGCGACCCUCGUUGUUCUGUAUAAUGAACAUACCGACAUCACGCGUCGUUUCUUAUCUUGCGUCUGGGCGCUUGGUGGCGCAUUCCAUUGAAAAAGUCCGAGCAAGCGGAGUCUGGAAAGAGCUUGAUUAAUGAAGAUACGAACUUGCUGUUGUAGUAGUAGUAGUCGCAACGCCCUUGGGCGUGUUAAUAGUAGAAUCGAAAAGCUUUUUUAGUCGCACA